Molecule: messenger RNA, 1202 nt
Organism: Aspergillus nidulans FGSC A4
Lineage: Eukaryota; Fungi; Ascomycota; Eurotiomycetes; Eurotiales; Aspergillaceae
Product: zinc metalloprotease
Exons: 2
Coding region: 13-1014 (333 amino acids)
Molecular function (GO): metallopeptidase activity
Source: RefSeq, a predicted model, not a curated record
ACUCGAGUCACCAUGCGUUUCCUCCCUCUUCUCUUAACAGCCGGCCUGGGAAGUCUCCAGCUGGCCGCUGCCCGCUGCGGUACCCGCAACCCCUCAGAGCGCGUGCACGCUCAGCACAGGUACUUCCUCGAUAUGGAAGACCGGGAGGCUGCGGCCCGCGCCAGUGUCGGCGUAACUACGCGCGAGGCCUUCGAUGUGACAAUUGACACCUUCGUGCAUGUUAUCAUCACCAACUCCACUGCCGGGAUCAAUAUGACCACCUUGCCGUCCCAGAUCGACGAGCAAAUCGACGUGCUGAAUGAGAACUACCUGGGCACUGGUUUCCAGUUCAACCUGGUCAACGUCUCGUACACUCAUAACAACGCCUGGCAGGCGAUCUCCGACGGUAGCACGACCGAGUACGAGGUCAAGAGUACCCUGCGACAGGGCGAUUACACUACGCUGAAUCUGUACUAUGGCAAAAUCGGAGACGGGAUCCUGGGUUAUGCGACCUUCCCCGACAAGGUGACUGAGCAAGAGUUCAUCAUGGAUGGCGUUGUCUGCGAUCCCCAGUCUCUCCCCGGCGGCAAGCCCCCCUACGACCGCGGCAUCACGGCCGUGCAUGAAAUCGGCCACUGGCUGAACCUCUUCCACACCUUCCAGCCUGGCAACAGCGAUUCCAUGAAUGCCGGGUGCUUCGGCCACGGCGACUACAUCCACGACACCCCUGCUGAGGCGUACGCUGCUUUCGGAUGUCCUAUCGGUCGGGAUACGUGCAAGGGCGCCGUCGAGAGCAACAACACCUACUCUAUCCCUGGAACUGACCCGAUCCACAACUUCAUGGACUACACGGAGGAUGAGUGCCUGACCCACUUUACUGAGGGACAGAUUACGCGGAUGCGCAACUCCUGGAAGGAGGAGCGAGUUGGCUACACCUCUGAUUCUCCCUCUGCGGAGCGGAGGGGGCUCAACCUGGGCGUGGCUGUUGAUGCCGACCUGAAGGGCAAGAUUGCGAAGCCCGGGUCCGGGUGGUAAAUUAAUCGGUCGUGAUGUGAAACGGGGGUGUUGGCGCAUGAUUGGGUCGAUGAUAUCGACAGUACAUAUGGGGUUGCUUUGUAGAAUCGGGGUGUAAAUAUGGGGUAAUAUGGGGCGAAAUUGGGUGUACACUGUAUAAUUAACGACUAUAGAGUGCUAGUAUAUAACCCAAGAGGAGAAUACUAAUA